This is a messenger RNA of Phytophthora infestans T30-4, 1620 nucleotides long. RefSeq lists its product as uncharacterized. The record is from RefSeq and is a predicted model, not a curated record. Bases 1 to 1620 code for a protein of 539 amino acids. The transcript is spliced from 2 exons. Lineage: Eukaryota; Oomycota; Peronosporomycetes; Peronosporales; Peronosporaceae.
AUGGUAAACCCCUCAGGCAAAAUUAACAUAUUAUCGCCCGAGGGUGCUGGCAUCUCCCCGCAGCCUAAAGGUUUUGAGCCCAUGAAGACCCCUCAGGACAUCGAAGGCGGUGCACUUCGUGCCGGCGGUGCCAUAAACGUCUGGAGCCGCGAGUACAUCGGUAUCGUUGUGCAGUACGCUGCUGUGGGUAUGAUCUACGGUACUCUACCCGGCACCGUCUACCCUUUCCUUUUCAACUACUUGAACAUGGAAAGCACCCAGGUGGUGUCGGCCACCGUGCUGCUCAACCUGCCGUGGUCAUUCAAGCUCUUCUACGGUAUCAUUACGGACUGUGUGCCGAUCAUGGGUUAUCGUCGUCGUCCGUUCAUGAUCAUCGGUUGGACUCUGUGCUUCAUCAUGCUGCUAGUGAUGGCGUGCAUGAAGGCCGGAGACCCGUACUACCCAGAGUACGCCUACGCUUCGAUGAACGUCACCACAUUGUCGCCCGAGAUCGUCGCCUCCUUCAACACGGACGCACCCUCCACUGGCAGCAAGUUCAUCGUUCUCAUGAUGCUUGCUGCUAUCGGUUAUGUUGGUGCUGACGUUGCUGCUGACGCCAUGAUGGUUGAAUUUGCCCAGCGGGAGUUCGAAGCUACGCGUGGUUACACUCAGACUACGAUCUACAUGGUCCGCACUGUGUUUGUGACUAUCUCCAGCAUUUUGACUGGUUUCGCGUUCAACGGCACUCACUAUGGUGGUGAUUUCGACUUCUCAUUGAGCUUCCCACAGCUCAUGAUCAUUCUUACUGUCGCGUGUCUACCCGUUAUGCCUCUCACGUGGUAUUUCAUUAAAGAGGAGAAGCAUGAGGGUAUGGUGUUUAGUACCUACCUAAAGGAGCUUUGGAUCCUCAUUCAGACGCGUCCGAUGUACCAGGUCAUUGCGUACAAGUUCUUCUCCGGCAUUUUCGAAAGCUUCACGAUCACUUCGUCGUCGGCCAUGCAGGACUACUGGGCUGGCGUCACGCCGCUAAACGAGAAAACUCUUGCCAUUAUUGGUAACGGCAUCUUCGCUCUUACCCUCUACUGCAAGGGCAAGUAUGGUCUCCACUGGAACUGGCGGUGGAUGCACGCCACUAUGAUCGUUGCUGUGACUGUGUUGGACUCUCUUGUGACGCUCCUCACAACGUGGGAUGUCAUUCGUAACCAGUGGUUCUGGCUGGGUGUUCCGGUCGUGGAAAACCUUCCGAGUGGUUUGGCUUUUGUCAUUGGAACGUACGUGGUCGUGGAGCUGGCUGAGGACGGCAAUGAGGGUGUACGCACCAUCACUAAGAAUGUGGACAGUGCAUUCGAUGUAGCCAACGCAGAUAUUGCCAGUGACACUACUCACGUGCGUUGGGAAGUCACCUACAUUCUCAUCAUUCGCUAUGCCAUCAAUCUGGCCGGUCUGCUCUUCCUCCCACUGCUGCCCAAGCAGAAGGCCGAGACCAAUGAAUUCAAGCGCAACGGGGGCUCAAGCCGCAUUCUUGGUUUGAUGACAAUCGCCUACUUCGCCUUUGCCCUCGUGUUCUCCACUAUGGUCAACAUCAUGUCCAUCUUCCCGUCAACCUCGUGUCUGCGUAUUGCUGGAGGAACCGGCUGCUAA